AUGGAUGGCACCUAUUCGCAACAGCUUGAGGAGAUGUGCUCCACCAUUUCAUUAGAUGAUGAAGAAGAGGGGCUGGAGUACACCGAAGAAGAGGCAAAGACCAUUUCAGUGGAUAUCCGUUUGUGUAUGGUUGAGAGGUUUCUCACGGACAAGUUCAUCAAUGUUCAUGCAAUGAAGAACACCCUAGAGGCCCUAUGGAGACUGGUGAGAGGGAUAAGGGAUGGAAAAUACUUGCAACUUGAACCAAGGUCGAGUGAGAUGAUGGGACUUUCUCGAAGGAAGAGAAACACCAACUUAAUACUCACGAAGAAAGUAAAUGGAAAGGCUUAUUUGAUAGACGACCAAGACGUUGAUGCCAAAGCCUCGAGGUUGAAGAGAAUGGUGUGGUGA
This is a messenger RNA of Dovyalis caffra, 390 nucleotides long. The record is from the annotation of a GenBank genome assembly. NCBI's taxonomy places the organism in Eukaryota, Viridiplantae, Streptophyta, Magnoliopsida, Malpighiales, Salicaceae.